Messenger RNA from Gaeumannomyces tritici R3-111a-1, 246 nucleotides. RefSeq lists its product as hypothetical. The transcript is spliced from 3 exons. The record is from RefSeq and is a predicted model, not a curated record. Bases 1 to 246 code for a protein of 81 amino acids. Lineage: Eukaryota; Fungi; Ascomycota; Sordariomycetes; Magnaporthales; Magnaporthaceae.
AUGUGCGAAUGGACAGAUCGCGAAUACUACUGCGGACACCACCGCAUCAUCGCAGCAAUGUGGUGCUCCAAGUUUAUCAGGACACAGCUGCGGUGCCAGCCCCAUGUCGAGAACAGGGAAUACAGGCCACACGAGAUCUGCAGCGACUGCCAAAAGGGCAGCAGGGAACCCGUGCCUUGGGACCACAUGAUCAACUACCCAUCCUCGCAGCAGACCUCGACGACAUCGAAGCGCCGCGUGUUUUAA